This is a messenger RNA of Conger conger (European conger), 4422 nucleotides long. Its product is annotated as phosphatidylinositol-binding clathrin assembly protein. Bases 1341 to 3218 code for a protein of 625 amino acids. NCBI's taxonomy places the organism in Eukaryota, Metazoa, Chordata, Actinopteri, Anguilliformes, Congridae. Gene Ontology annotation, cellular component: clathrin-coated pit; extrinsic component of presynaptic endocytic zone membrane; synaptic vesicle. Gene Ontology annotation, molecular function: phosphatidylinositol-4,5-bisphosphate binding; 1-phosphatidylinositol binding; clathrin heavy chain binding. The transcript is spliced from 19 exons. Gene Ontology annotation, biological process: clathrin-dependent endocytosis; synaptic vesicle budding from presynaptic endocytic zone membrane; clathrin coat assembly. The record is from RefSeq and is a predicted model, not a curated record.
UGGAGUAAUGUAAUACAUUCGGAAAUAAACCGGAAUCGCAAGAAGCCGACAGGGAGAAGGAGAGGGAGAAGUGAAGCAAUUUACCGUCAAAAAUGGACGGAACAGUUUAAUAUGUAAUUCUAAGGGGUGAUUCAACUGGACAGAUCUUUAAAAAACAUAUAUUGUCGGUCCUUACAAAAGACAGCAAGCCGAAAAGUAGUAGCUAACGUCAGGCUAUCAAACCUGAACUGACAGUGCCUGGGUAGCAAAGUUGGCUAGCUAGCUAGCUAAGGUUAGGUGGUAGCUAGCUAACUGUUACUAACAUUUUAGAACAGUCCGCCGAGCCAGAUAGCACUGGCAUGUUAUUUUGGCUACGCCGAAACAACCGCGUUAAAAAGCCAAAGCCUUCUGUGUCCUCGCUGGUUAGUAACCUGAGUUUGAAUCCAACUCGCUAGCGGGAAAGUCUCAAGUAGGAAGCUAAUUAAUGUCAGCUAACUUACCUAACGUAGGGUAGGUGUGUUAUAGUCUAGCGUGAAACGUAUAACGUUAAAAAGCAAGUCAGUACCUUGUGAUUAAUUUUCUUGUGAAUGCUCUAGCUACAAUUUGUACGUAUAAUACGCUAGCAAACUAACAGGUGAGGCAGCAGGUUAAGUUGUCUAGCCUUCGCUAUAAUUUAGCUCGUCUUCAUAUGAGAGGUAAGGCUAGUUAGCUAGCUAGGUAACAUUAGGUAGCUAGCUAUUAAGUUAGCCAUGUCAGUUGAUCUGAAUACCUGUGUUGCGUUUUGUUGUGAUUUGUCAGCUCAAAAGGUAGCUUGCUAGCCAGCCAGCAAACGGACUUUGCUUGCUUGCCGGGUAGCCUGUAGUAUUUCUUCACAGCUCUUCACUUUUCAAGGUUGCUCGGUAUCUAGUUAGACAACCAUGCACAUUUGCUGUAAGGUGACUGUCAUUUUUGGUUCGCAAACUGGAGUGAGAGACUUGUUCCUGGUUGAAAUUAUUUAACGUUAGCUAAAAUCAACGUUGCAUAGCUAGUUAACGUCAGAUAUUAGUUAUAAUUUAUAGGUUUGCCUUUUCAUUUUUUUGUUUGAUGAACCAUAAGUAGUAGCCUAAAGAUAAGUAGUAAAGAUCUCAUUUUGUGUGGCUAGGUUGUUUGUAUAACUGUACGUUAACCCCAUGACUAGCUGCCCUAGCUAGCUGGCUAGCUAGACUCUGCAUUCACUGUAUGUUUUCUUGCAUCGUUUGCGUUUCAGUGUAUGUUUUAAUUUCCAGUCAGGAAACGUUAUUUUCCACAAAAAAUCCUCCACCAGUUGAGAAAUUCUUUCAGAUCAAGUGUAGCUAGAGAACUGACUAGCAGCGUUAGUCAACAUGUCGGGACAGAGUAUCACCGAUCGGAUCGCAGCGGCUCAGCACAGCAUGACUGGAUCGGCUAUCAGCAAAGCAGUAUGCAAGGCUACGACACAUGAAGUCAGCGGACCCAAAAAGAAACAUCUUGAUUACCUGAUCCACUGCACCAGCGAGCUGAACGUGAGCAUUCCCCAGCUGGCCGACACGCUGUUCGAGAGAACCGCCAACAGCAGCUGGGUGGUGGUGUUCAAGGCCCUCAUCACCACUCACCACCUCAUGAUGUACGGCAACGAGCGCUUCAUCCAGUACCUGGCCUCCAGAAACACACUCUUUAACCUGAGCAACUUCUUGGAUAAAGGUGCUCUGCAAGGCUAUGACAUGUCCACCUUCAUCCGACGCUACAGCCGGUAUCUGAACGAGAAGGCGCUGUCCUACAGGCUGGUGGCCGUGGACUUCACCAAGAUGAAGAGGGGCACCGAAGGGGUGAUGCGCACCAUGAACGCGGAGAAGCUGAUCAAGACCCUGCCCAUCAUCCAGAACCAGCUGGACGCGCUGCUGGACUUCCAGGCAAAUCCCAACGAGCUGACCAAUGGGGUGAUCAACGCUGCCUUCAUGCUGCUUUUCAAGGACUCCAUCCGCCUCUUCGCCGCCUACAACGAGGGCGUCAUCAACCUGCUGGAGAAAUAUUUUGAUAUGAAGAAGAACCAGUGCAAAGACGCCCUGGACAUUUAUAAGAAAUUUCUCUACAGGAUGACCAAGUUGUCAGAGUUUCUGAAAGUGGCCGAGCAAGUUGGGAUUGAUCAGGGUGACAUCCCAGAUCUCACGCAGGCUCCCAGCAGCCUCCUGGAAGCCCUGGAGCAGCACCUGGCCUCUCUGGAGGGUAAGAAGACCAAGGAGUUCUCUGCAGCCAGCAGGGCCAGCACCCUGUCCAACGCCGUGUCCACGCUGUCCAACACGGGCAUGUCCUUCAGCCGCAUGGACGAGAAGGAGAAGCAGCAGGCUCUGGAGGAGGAGCAGGCCCGCCUUCAGUCCCUUAAGGACCAGCGCUUGAAGGAGAUCGGCAUCCAGACGCCCUCGGCGUCCCCCAGUGCCCAGUCCGUGGGCAGCUCCAACAGCCACAGCGCUGGCAUGGACCUCUUCGCCAACCCCUCCGUCCCCCCAUCUGCCAACAGCGUGCCAAACCUCAGCAGCGACCUGUUUGACCUCCAGCCUGCCUUCGUCCCCGCGGUGCAGAGCACACCGUCCAUAUCCACCGCAGGCACCAGCGCCUGGGGAGGUCUGGAGACCCAUCCUCCCAGCUCCGCUGCCUUGCCAGCGAUGAAUGUAGAUUUCGAUGCUGUUUUUGGGACUAAAGUUGCCAAUAACGAUGAGAAGCCUGCAGCAGCUGGUUUCGAUGUGCUAGGGGAAGUGCUGAAGCCCUCGGUGCCUGUGCAGAGCCAGCCUCCCCCCAUGCCUGUGCACACGGGGGGCAAACUUGUGGCCAAUGACCUGGACUCCUCCCUGGCCAACCUCGUAGGCAAUCUGCAGUUUGGGGGAACACCAGCCAAAAAUUUGUUGUUCGGCGCGCCCACAUUCAGGCCCGACAUGCAGUGGACCCAGCCAGGGGAGAAGAAGCUGACCGGGGGCACUAACUGGCAGUCUAAGACCAUGACCACCACGGCCUGGACCCCCGGCCCCAUGGCCCCCGCACCCAUGCCUGUGCCACACAUGGCUCCUGCUCCGAUGGCUUUUCCCAUAACGACACCUCAAGUGCCUGUGUAUGGAAUGGUUCCGCCUCAGAUGGGGCAGAUGGGCGGAGUCCCGAUGAUGGCACCGCAGCCAAUGAUGUACAACCAGCCUGUUCUCAGACCCUCCAACCCCUUCGCCCCCAUCCCCGGAGCUCAGAUGCAGUUCAUGUAGUAACCAACAAGGGACUAGAACACCCGACGCCAUGGCAAAAACCAACUAGAAGGAGCAAAGAAGGCAAAGAAGAGACGGCAAGACUUGAAUACACCAAAUACAGGGAGGGAAAGAGAGUAGGAGAGAGGGAAAGAGAGAAGGAGACUGGCUCACACUUGUGUCUGAAACAGCCCCUCUCCCACACGCCCAGCUCCAGUCACACGUUUUUUUUAUUUAUUUAUCUGUAGGAAAGAGUUAUUAAGGUAAAAGUUCAGAUAAGGGGCAGGAUGGGUUAGUCUGGUCAACACUGAGUAGUAUAUAAAAAAGUUUGUGGUAAUAUUCUCUCCUGGUUUUGUGUUGUGGUGUUGGGUCAUUAGGUCUGGUUCCUGUGGAUGAAUCUGUUACAGUGGUAUAUAGGUGCUUUUGGGGAGGUAGAGAAGGUGUAUCAGUGCCAAACACUCUUAGUCGGGCCUGCCAGAGACCAGCCUGCUCUCCGUGAAGGUCCUAUCCCGUCAGGAUCCAGUUUUGGCCGGUUUGGACGGCCUGUUUUAAAACCUUUGGUAUUUUCUGUCCCACAUCCAGACUAUGGAAUCGAUUCUGAAAGUGAAAAGCAAAUGUUAAUGUUUUUUUUUGGGUCAAUUGCAGUAGGGGAAAGGGCUAUCAAGAGUAGGUACACCGUUACCUCAAAAGCACUUGAGCUAGGCUAUGCUAACCUCAUUCGGCAGGUCUCUGAGGCCGUUUAGUUAUGAAAAAGUUUUCAAUGCGGAAUUAAAGAAGUGUUCUGGCAGAGGUGUUUCUUCAUGUUACUGAGGCAGUCACUUCUAGGGCUUGCCCCUAAAAAAAAAAAAAAAAAAAAAAAUUAUAAUAAUUUUUUUUUUCCCGGUUCCAAUUGUCCUUCCUCACAGGACGGGGCGGGGCCCUUUGCUGCGGCUCGUGUGAUUGGUUAAGAGCGGCUGUUUCAGACAAAUGUCAGAGCGCUCGCAGUCCGAGGUCAUCGUGAAGACUCCUCCUCUUUCUUUGCUCGCGGUCUGAAAACGAGACUCCAAAAAAAAUGAUGUCAUUUCCUUUUUCGUGCUCUGUUGUAGCUUGUAAAUAAUGUUCUUCCUACAUGCCUAGAACAUGGAACCCCUCGCCCCUGUGCCUGCCCCCCUGCCCUUACCCCUCCCUGUCUUUUUUUUUUUUUAAGGUUCCCUUAGUUCACCUUUCCUUACUAAAUUAGCGUUUU